GAUCAGCUGCUCUCUGCCGUGCAGCCACCGUAGAGGAAGCACGCUCCCCUCGCCCAGAGAUCUGCUAGCUAACUACUCCUUCCUUUUGCCGACUGGGUCAUUCUCUGCAUGAUGGCGGAGGGAGGCGGACCCGACUCGGGUGGCGCGGCUGACUCCGAUUUGGAGCCGGUUGCCACACAAAUGCCUUCCGCGUCAACCGAAAACCAGAAACAGACCAUCGGCUCCUUGGUAAAAACCACGCUGAGAAAGGGCGACGAAUGGUACCUUGUGGACAGCCGCUGGUUUAAACAGUGGAAGAAAUAUGUGGGCUUCGACAGCUGGGACAUGUACAACAUAGGCGAGCGGAGCCUAUAUCCAGGACCUAUUGAUAACUCGGGGCUGUUCUCAGACCAGGAAACGCAGGUGUUGAAAGAACACCUGAUAGACGAGCUGGACUAUGUCCUUGUCCCCACUGAGGCAUGGAAUAAGCUUGUCAGCUGGUACAGCUGCCUGAAGGGGCAAAUACCUAUCGUCAGAAAGGUUGUUGAACACGGCAUGUUUGUUAAACACUGCAAAGUGGAAGUCUACCUGUUAGAGCUCAACCUGUGUGAGAAUGAUAACAUGGACAAUGUGGUCACACGCCAUUUCAGUAAAGCUGACACUAUUGAUACUAUAGAGAAAGAGAUGAGGACAUUGUUCAAUAUUCCAUUAGAGAAGGAGACAAGGCUGUGGAACAAGUACAUGAGCAACACUUACGAGCAGCUGAACAAGCCAGAUAGCACAGUCCAGGACGCUGGACUUUUCCAGGGGCAGGUGCUUGUAAUCGAGCGUAAGAAUGACGACGGGACGUGGCCCAGGCAAGCCUCCCAUUCCAAGUGCAGUACAACCCCAUCCAGGACUUUCUCCACCUCCCCAAAAUUGUCAUCCAACACGUCGGCCAGUAUCUCCUCGGCAGUCAUCAAUGGAAACAGCAGCUGUAGUCCUAGUUAUACGCUUAACAACAGUGCCUCCUCUGGUAGCAGGCAAGAAUUUGGGGGCUAUAAUUCAUACAGUUCGUCCUACAAUUACAGAGAGUCGCAGUCCCAGCCUGGCCUGUGUGGUCUCAGUAAUCUGGGCAACACAUGCUUCAUGAACUCUGCUCUCCAGUGCCUGAGCAACGCAUCACCGCUUACAGAUUAUUUCCUCAACGACCAUUACGAGGCGGAAAUCAACCGAGGGAAUCCACUAGGAAUGAGGGGCGAGAUUGCAGAGGCCUAUGCUGACCUCGUGAAGCAGAUGUGGCUCAGCCGUAACAGCUCUGUGGCUCCACGCACCUUCAAAACCCAGGUCGGGCGUUUUGCUCCCCAGUUUUCAGGGUAUCAGCAGCAGGACUCCCAAGAGCUGCUGGCCUUUUUGCUGGAUGGGCUUCACGAAGAUCUAAACCGCGUCAAAAAGAAGCCUUAUCUUGCCCAAAGGGAUGCAGAGGGCCGCCCUGAUGAGAUUGUUGCGAAGGAAGCCUGGAAAAACCAUCGCUUACGCAACGACUCAGUUAUUGUUGAUAUCUUUCACGGCCUCUUUAAAUCCACAUUGGUUUGUCCAGAUUGCUCCAAAGUGUCUGUGACUUUUGACCCCUUCUGCUACCUCACUCUGCCUCUGCCAAUGAAGAAAGAUAGAACUAUGGAGGUCUUUCUUGUGCGAUCAGACCCGCAGUCCAGACCCACACAGUAUCGAGUCAUUGUCCCAAAACUGGGUACGGUGAUGGAUUUAUGCUCUGCCUUGUCCAGACUCUGUGGAUUUCCUCUAGAAAAUAUGGUGGUGGCUGACGUUUAUAAUCACCGGUUUCAUAAAAUCUAUAGACGGGAUGAUGGUCUCAAUCAAAUCAUGGAGAAAGAUGACAUCUUUGUGUAUGAAGUACAGGAGGAAGACAGCGAGAGGAUGAACCUGCCUGUGUAUUUCAGGGAGCGACAUUCCAAACAGGCUGGAAGCUCCACAAGCGCCAUGCUGUUUGGCCAGCCUCUUCUCAUCACUGUGCCCAAACAAAACCUCGUUGCAGACAUCCUUUACGACAGAAUCCUUCAGAGGAUCGGACGCUAUGUGAAACGCCCACAGUGCACGGAGAGUGAAAGCAGAGCCUCUGCUUCGGCCACCUUUGCCAGCUGUAGUCAAGUUCCUGUAUGUUCCACAUCAUCAAGAGCCAGUGCUAGCUUGGGGGGCUGCGGUAGUCCACUGUCGGAUGGGCCCUCUUGCAGUGCCAGCUCCAAUAACGGCAGCAACCACUCUGGGCCUGCCACUGAAACGAACGGCCUCUAUGAUGGGGAGGAGGAGGCCAUGGACCACCAGUUGAGUCCAGAGCCAGAAAAUGGCCAGUCCGAAGAGGAGACCUCCGACUUUGAAAAUGGGACGAAAAGGUGUGAGGCCAAGCCGCGCUCUUUACCGGCCAAGCUCUUCACGUUCAGCGUCGUCAACUCUUACGGAACAGCCAACAUCAGCGCAUUGCCUUCUGAUGGCAACAUCCUCAAACUUAAUUCACAUUCCACUGUGGCAAUCGACUGGGACUCUGAGUCAAAGAUGUGUUACGAUGAACAGGAAGCUGAGGCCUAUGAGAAGCACGAAAGUAUGCUCCAGCCCCCAAAAAAGAAAGCCACAGUGGCUCUAAGAGAAUGCAUCGAGCUCUUCACAACCAUGGAGACACUCGGUGAACACGAUCCAUGGUAUUGUCCCACAUGCAAGAAACACCAGCAGGCCACAAAAAAGUUUGACCUGUGGUCAUUGCCUCGCAUUCUGGUUGUUCACCUAAAGCGCUUCUCCUACAACAGAUGCUGGAGGGACAAACUGGACACAGUGGUGGAUUUUCCCAUCAGGGAUCUGAACAUGUCUGAGUUUUUAUGUGACCCCAAGGCUGGGCCUCACACGUACGACCUCAUUGCCGUGUCCAACCAUUAUGGAGGCAUGGGAGGCGGCCACUACACGGCUUUCGGCAAGAAUAAAGUAGAUGGGAAGUGGUACUACUUUGACGACAGCAGUGUGUCGUCUUCCUCAGAAGACCAGAUUGUGACUAAAGCAGCCUACGUGCUGUUCUAUCAGCGCAGAGAAGAGGAGGGCUCCACAACACAAACUUCCACCUUGCUGGAAAGAGCUGUAGACGACCACAUGGACACAAACUGAAAGAAAUAGACAAAUCAAUUAUAUCCCCACCAUACUAAUAUAUUUUUUCUCUCAUGUUGUCAGCUUAAAUGACCAAUGAGGUCCAUCUGCUCAUUCAUUAGAAAGGAGAAAUGUGGUUGCUGUAGAUCAGCAGAAUGUCAGCAGCGUCCCUUUUUAUUUAAAAAAAAAAAAAGAAAAAAUAGGCAAACAUGCACAGCUUGUCUCAGCCAAAGUAUGAUGAUACGUUAACUUGGAUAUCCUAUAAUGAUCAGAUUCUCCCCGACAUUACUUCAUGAUACAAGAACCGUGGCACUGAAUGCUUCACUAGUACAACUACCUGCUUCUGUAAAGGUUUUUGUGAUAUUCAAUUACUUUAGAUAGGUGUAAGCAUAGCCCCCCACUCUUGUAUGAGUGAUGCUUUAUUUAAGAAUAUUAUCAGAUUGAGGGGCUAGCAGCAUCCAGCCAAUGAUGUUAGUGCACUGUCCUAGAUUGAUCAGAUACUGUUAUUUUACUAGACUUUACAAUAAGCCCAGUUAAAGGAUGUUGGAUUACCAGACACUCACGUUAUGUAAAGAAUAUCAUGCUUUGCUGGCCCCAGUAGACAAUUACCGACCUCAUUGAAGACACCAACAUGUGACACUUAUAAACUUCACCCAGCAGGGAAUCUUUUUUUGAAGGGCAAUCAUGGCAGCAAUCCAAAAUAAAAAAAAAUCCAACCUAACUGAAAAAAUGUAAAUAAUCACACUAUUUUUAAAUAGCUGUAAACAUUCUUGUUCUCAUAUUUAUCAUGCUGAUAUCUACAGAAAUUGUUUUUAAAUGGAAUAUAUCACAAUAAAGACUCAAUGCCUCAA
Nerophis ophidion (straightnose pipefish) is the source of this 3953-nucleotide messenger RNA. It is a transcript of the gene usp4, whose product is annotated as ubiquitin specific peptidase 4 (proto-oncogene). NCBI's taxonomy places the organism in Eukaryota, Metazoa, Chordata, Actinopteri, Syngnathiformes, Syngnathidae. Gene Ontology annotation, molecular function: cysteine-type deubiquitinase activity. The coding region runs from base 109 to 3123 and encodes 1004 amino acids. Gene Ontology annotation, biological process: protein deubiquitination. The record is from RefSeq and is a predicted model, not a curated record. The transcript has 22 exons.